This is a messenger RNA of Artibeus jamaicensis (Jamaican fruit-eating bat), 3447 nucleotides long. It is a transcript of the gene LRATD1, whose product is annotated as LRAT domain containing 1. Lineage: Eukaryota; Metazoa; Chordata; Mammalia; Chiroptera; Phyllostomidae. The record is from RefSeq and is a predicted model, not a curated record. The coding region runs from base 276 to 1160 and encodes 294 amino acids. The transcript is spliced from 2 exons.
UUGGAAACCAGAAUCCAGCGGGGACUGUGCAGGUGGAUCUGGCUCCCCAGCCAGCUUGGACGCAGACGCACCGGCACCUCACCUCACCGAGCGCCGCGCCGCACCAUUCUGCGCGGGCGGAGCGGAGCCGCAGCCCCACUCGGCGCCCAGGACCCACUUCCCACCACUGCCUCCGCAGCACCCAUGGGGACGAGCAGACUUUAAAGGAGUUUGGGGUUUCGGGAGCAGGGAAAUCACUGACCCCCGCUCCUGGCCCUUGCCUCGCCGCGUCAUUGAUGGGCAACCAACUGGACCGCAUCACCCACCUGAACUACAGCGAGCUGCCCACGGGGGACCCGUCUGGGAUCGAGAAGGACGAGCUGCGCGUCGGGGUCGCCUACUUCUUCUCGGAUGAGGAGGAGGACCUGGACGAACGCGGCCAGCCCGACAAGUUUGGUGUGAAGGCCUCCCCGGACUGUACGCCCUGCCCAGAGAGCCCCAGCCGCCACCACCACCACCACCACCUGCUGCACCAGCUGAUCCUUAACGAAAUUCAGUUCUCCGCCUUUCGGGGCCAGGAAUGCAUUUUUUCCAAAGUGAGCGGCGGCCCUCAGGGGGCCGACCUGAGCGUCUACGCGGUCACCUCUCUGCCCGCACUCUGCGAGCCCGGCGACCUGCUGGAGCUGCUGUGGCUGCAGCCGGAGCCCGAGCCGCCGGCUCCCGCCCCGCACUGGGCGGUCUACGUGGGCGGCGGGCAGAUCAUCCACCUGCACCAAGGCGAGAUCCGUCAGGACAGCCUGUACGAGGCGGGCGCGGCCAACGUGGGCCGCGUGGUGAAUAGCUGGUACCGCUACCGCCCGCUGGUGGCCGAGCUGGUGGUGCAGAACGCCUGCGGCCACCUGGGCCUCAAGAGCGAGGAGAUCUGCUGGACGAACUCGGAGAGCUUCGCCGCCUGGUGCCGCUUUGGCAAGCGGGAGUUCAAGGCGGGAGGGGAGGUGCCGGCGGGGACGCAGCCUCCGCAGCAGCAGUACUAUCUCAAGGUGCACCUGGGUGACAACAAGGUGCACACGGCCAGGUUUCACAGCCUGGAAGACCUCAUCCGCGAGAAGCGCCGCAUUGACGCCAGCGGUCGCCUGAGAGUGCUCCAGGAGCUCGCUGACCUGGUGGACGACAAGGAGUAGCCUGGGGGUGCCGCCUGCCCUUCCUGUCUCCCCGCGUGCCCCACCCCCUUCCCAGCAGCAGGGUCCCCCGGCAGACAAUUCACUACCCUAGUCCCCUCGCCAGCGUCUGCUGCGGUGGGGGGCCAGUGCCCAGCUGCACCCCGGCAUCCCUCCAGCAAGUGGCAGGAAGUCUCAGGAACUGGCCUUGGGACUGGGACUGAAAGGGCAGGUGUUUGCGCCUGGCUGAGACCCCCAGGGGGGGCGAUAAUCCUGUUGGGAAACCCAGCGUGCGUGUUCCCUUUGAGUUGUUGGAGGGAGAGGGGGAUGGGCCGAAGGGAGCAGGGGCUCGACUCUCCCCGUGAGUCGCUGCCCCGAGACUGUCACCCCACACUAGAAAGGCACCAUCACCACCCCAAACGCGCACACAACGACGAGUCUGAGGUGAGAAUGGGUAUUUCCAGGGCACAGUUCAGCUCCUGUAUGGAUGCGUCCCCAGACUGCAGGAUUUCCAAGAAAUCGAGCCUGUCCCUUACGCACUUGUGACCCAUCCCACAAGCGAGCACCUGGGCACUCCGGGUUCUCCCAAGGCAGCCCAGCACUGUUCCAGCCCUCCGGCCCCAGGUCUCCCGACGUCAAAUCCCAGGCUCCAAGCUAAGCUAGAUAGUGUUUGCUUCCCCUUCUUUCCAGCGAGGGAAGAACGCCACCCUCUACCUACCAGGCACAAGGGAAGCCUACCCCUCCGGAAGGAAAAGGGCACGGCUAAUUUGGUGAGGCUCCGGGGGCCCUGCUCCUGCCUCAGAGAAGGUUGCCCUGUGCUCUGGAAACUUGAAUUUGUGGGGAAGGGCACUUGUUGUUCUUUACCCUAAUUGCUCCCUCCUUGGGCUGCGUUUUAAAAAUAAUCACAUUUCUAAAAGGGUUGGAGGAGAGGGAGGGGGAAGUUAUGGCAACAUUCCAGAAACCAGCACUAGCAUAGCACCACAACUAGUAUAUUUAGCUUGGCUUUUCCUAACAUAGAAACCUUUGAAGGCGGGGAAGUGGAAAUAAAGUUUUAAAAUGGGGGGGCAGUUCCCCAACUAUGUCAACGAGGCCUAUCAUGUUGAUGUUUUUAUUGACCAGUUUAGCAACAUGCUAAUAAAAUUUCAAAUUGAAAUUUUUAUUUUCAUGGCUUUAAUCCAUGAUAGUUUAAAUCCUGGGGGCCAUUCAGGGUGGACCUAGCUACCAGCUUAGCUAACAUUGCCUUUUUGCUCUAUUUUUUGUUCUCAAAUAUCUUUGAGAAUUCUGUUUGUGAAUACUGUAGUUAAUUCGUCUGGCUUUGAACGGCAGCCCUAGUCACAGUGGAGUUGUUAAUGGAUAUGUAUAUUGUACUGAAUUGCUGUCAGUGAAGGGGUUUACUGCUUUGGUGGAAGUUGCUAGCAGGUUCCAUGGUGUUUGUUUUUCUCUCUAUUUUAAACCAUUACCAUUCCACAUUUCCAUUUUUUCAUUUUCUUCCUAUCUCCUUGAGCUUCUUACAAAAUGAAGCUAGACUCGGUGGCUUUCUCCGCUUCUUUGUGGCCAGUCCCACAAUUCAUUCCUGAACACCAGAAAGAACUCGUAAGUUCAGAAGCAGCGUGUGUAUUACAAAAAAUUAAGGGUCUUUGAUACCCCUUGCUCGAGCGGGAUUUAUCAGCUUCUCUCCCUGGGCUGCAGCCCCAGCGUGACCGUUAAUUCAGUGCAUGUCAUACAUCGAAAGCAUUGACGCCCCUUUCCAGGGAAUUUGUCAAAUGAUGGUGUUUAGCUAAUCAUUGCAAGCAAUUGCCGAUCGACAGCUGUGAUUUAGUUGGACAGCAAAUAUUAUGGCCAAAGCCAGUCUCUUGGCAUUUCAAAACUAAUGCAAUAAAAACUAGUCGAGGUUAGCUGAGACUGGAAAUGCCUUUUUCAUGGUAAAUGACUCAUUUCUGUUUUGUGUUUUGGUUUUCAUCCUGGAUUCAUUCCCUGAUCUUGAAUCAAAAGGUCAGAUCAAUGGAAUAUGAAGUAGAGUAUUUUUCUUAAGCCUAUUGAGUGAUUUAUUUUUUAAAAAAAAUGUUUAAAUGCAUAAUGCUUUUCUUUCAGCACAUACAAUGGCAAAACUUUUGUAAUAACUAACUCCCCUUCGCAUGCAUGGAGAACUGAAAGUCAUAGAUUUCCCUCACUUACUUCUCGUUCAAAUUGCAGGUGGCAGAUCACCAGCCAUGAUCCCUAACUGUGUCUGCACACCCCACAUUCUUUAAACUGUGCCCUCCUACUGUAUUUUGGCUUUCUGCUGUAUUAAACACCAUCCUAAGCAAUUGUU